CGUACGCCUGCCAGACAGCUGUCACGGACUGCAACACGUGCAGAAAGCGUGAAUUCUUAAUAUUGCGCCCCAACAAGCAGACGAAUCUCUUGAUUGUUGUGAACGAUUGUUAUGUCUCUUUUAACUUCUCGUCUUAUUACUGGUCGUUUGAGUGAAAGGUUGCUGAGCAGCUGCAGCAAAUUUCGAGGUUAUACAUGCAACGAGAUGUUGGCUUUACGCAGAGCUACACUGUUCCAGUUCACAAGACCUCUCGUGACACGCACAGGAUUUCACAGACGACGUGAAUCAAGCCAACCCUUGCCGAACAAUGUUCACACAACCCUACAUCAAGUGGAAGGAUCCUUGUUGCAGAACCCACGCUCUGAGUACCGCUGUGUGCGGAAAUAUCAGGGCAAAGUGAAGGCUGUCAUAUUGGAUUGGGCUGGAACUGUUCUUGAUUGUGGAGUUUACUCACCAGCUGUUGUAUUCAUUGAUGUGUUUAAGCAUGAGGGUGUGCCAAUUACAAUGGAGGAAGCCCGUGGUCCUAUGGGAGCUCACAAGAAGGUUCACAUCAGGAAAAUCACUCAAAUUGAUUCAGUUCGUGACCGAUGGAGGGAGAAGUUUGGUCGAUAUCCAGAUGAGUCAGAUGUCGAGAGGAUGUUUAAUAACUUCGUUCCUUUACAGCUGGCUUGUCUGUCAGCCUAUUCCAAGAUGAUUCCUGGUGCAGUAGAGACAGCCAACUAUCUGCAGAAAGGAAUGGGUUUGAAGAUUGGUUCAACGACUGGGUUUACGACUGCUAUGGUUCAAGUGUUAAAGGAAGAUGCAGAGAAAGAGGGAUAUGUUCCUGACUGUUAUGUGGCUGCUGAUGAAGUGCCCCAGGCACGCCCGUAUCCCUACAUGGUAUGGCUCAAUGCCAUUCGUCUGGACGUGAAUCCUGUCGAGGCAAUAGUCAAGGUGGACGACACAGUGGAUGGUAUCCGAGAAGGAACGUCUGCUGGCUGCUGGGCAGUUGGUCUGGCAGAAACAGGCAAUUAUGUGGCACUGAAUGAGGAGGAGAUUGCUGCCCUUAGUGAGGAGGAAUACGAAAGGAAACUGGGACGAUCGUACAACAUUCUGGCUGAUGCUGGCGCUCACUAUGUCAUCAAUUCGAUCACUGAUCUACCUCCAGUCAUCGAUGACAUCAACAGACGCCUUGCCAGUGGAGAAAAACCGUAAUGCAGUAGAAGAGAAUGAGAACACACCAGACGGUUGCCUCAUCAAGACUGGUAGCUUGGGACCACAGAAACUGAUUGGAGAUUGAUUAGGGGGGACUGCAUCUCUGAUAUCAGAUAUUUAGCACAUUUCUUCCUGUUUGUUCACACUGCUUUGCUAAGCAGCAUCAGUAUACCACCUGUAAGGAACCAAUAGAAAGUUGUCGAUUAGCAUUCCUCCAAA
Molecule: messenger RNA, 1413 nt
Organism: Corticium candelabrum
Lineage: Eukaryota; Metazoa; Porifera; Homoscleromorpha; Homosclerophorida; Plakinidae
Product: phosphonoacetaldehyde hydrolase-like
Exons: 6
Coding region: 112-1194 (360 amino acids)
Biological process (GO): organic phosphonate catabolic process
Molecular function (GO): phosphonoacetaldehyde hydrolase activity
Source: RefSeq, a predicted model, not a curated record